Messenger RNA from Mus caroli (Ryukyu mouse), 825 nucleotides. The record is from RefSeq and is a predicted model, not a curated record. Lineage: Eukaryota; Metazoa; Chordata; Mammalia; Rodentia; Muridae.
GUUUGCUGGGCUCAGGGUGAUAAUGGUUUAUAAGGAAGAGGAUUUGCUCUGAGAAGAGCAUUUAGAAUUCACCAUGAAGGGGACACUUCUUCUGCUGGCCUUGCUGGUGAUUGGAGAGUUGGGCUUCCAGACAACGGAAGCAUGUGUUCCUUUUGUCGGAGCCUAUGUUACAGUACUGGGUGGAAAUAGGCUAACUCUGAAUUCCUACCUUUCGUUGUUUCAAGCUACUGCAGCGCAAAGGGUGGUCUUUGAAAAAAUGCAGGACUGCUUCAGUGAGGAACCAGCAACCACCCUAUUGAUGAAUCCCCAAAUGAUGACCUAGCCCCCAUCAUGCCUUCCAGAACCUUCUCCCCAUCUUCCCUGCCUGGCUAUGGCAGCUUUCAAGCUGUGGAUGGGCUCCAGUUCCCUUGAGGCAGAGUCUGUUGCUGGAGACCUGAAUCACUGCAUGGAUUUUCUUUCCUGUGGAUGAGGAGCAGUCUCUAUGUGUGUGCUUGGGGAGCCUGCUGAGCUCCUGCACCUUGCCUGUAGCCAGCUCUCUCCCUGUCUGUCUCUCUGUUUUUCAGAUAGCUCUAUUCUUGAGCCCAGAAUGCAAGGCAUACUAUACCGAAGAUACUAUAAACAAAAUGAUGGAUAUGUUUAAACUGAAUUAAAUUAAUUAGAAGUUAAUGGUUUAUAGACAACCCAUCUUUGCAACGCAUUUGAUACGAGUGCCAUCUUGCUGACCUGUCCUCUUUCUAUCCUGACGUUGGAUUCCUGAUACCUGUGCCCUCAUCCUGCAGUCUCUUAGGCUGAUUCUAAUAAAUGCCUGCAGCUCUGUUCUGUGCC